Molecule: messenger RNA, 2862 nt
Organism: Pelmatolapia mariae (spotted tilapia)
Lineage: Eukaryota; Metazoa; Chordata; Actinopteri; Cichliformes; Cichlidae
Exons: 3
Coding region: 1-2862 (953 amino acids)
Biological process (GO): DNA integration; DNA recombination
Molecular function (GO): DNA binding
Source: RefSeq, a predicted model, not a curated record
AUGAGCCAGGUCAGUGGGCGCGCUUGUGCCCCCUCUCCGUGGGUGCUGCGAACCGUUGCCAUGGGUUACCGGUUGCAGUUCCGGGUCAAGCCGCCUCGUUUCCAAAGAGUUGUAAACACGACUGUCAACACCGAGGCGGCCAUGAUACUCAGAGAGGAAAUAAAGGCGCUAUUGCAGAAAAGAGCAAUACGAGUGGUCCCCGCUUCGGAGACAGACAAAGGUUGGUACAGCCGUUAUUUUGUUGUUCCGAAAAAAGGGGGAGGGCUUCGUCCCAUCCUCGACCUGCGAGUCUUGAACACGUAUCUACGAACGUACAGGUUCAAGAUGCUAACACUCAGACAGCUCUUGAAUGCAGUCGGCCCGGGAGAUUGGUUUGCAACAAUCGAUCUAACAGAUGCUUGUUUUCAUGUGGCUAUACACCCGAAACACAGGCAGUUUCUGAGGUUUGCAUUCGAGGGCGUAGCCUACGAAUACCUAGUGCUGCCGUUCGGGCUGUCGCUCGCUCCUCGCACCUUUACGAAAUGUGCCGAGGCAGUGCUAGCGCCCCUCAGAGAGAGAGGCAUCCGCAUCUUAGCCUACCUAGACGACUGGGCUCUCGUAGCUUGCUCCAGAGAGCAGGCGGAGACACAGCUGUCGCUGGUUCUGUCGCACAUUCAGACACUGGGGUUCUCUGUGAACUUUCAAAAGAGCUCGCUAAUCCCGAGUCAGCAGAUUACUUUUCUCGGUUUGGAAAUAUGCUCUCUUUCCAGCCGCGCACGUUUGUCGGAGCACAGAGUGGCCGCGUUUCAUCGCUGCCUCGCUCAGUUUCAGCUGGGACGCAGACUGCGUUUCCAGACGAUAUUAAGCUUGUUGGGCAUGAUGGCAUCUAUGAUCGCCGUAGUGCCACUUGGACUGUUAAAAAUGAGAGCGUUUCAACGCUGGACUCUCUUUCACCGUUUGUGUGCAUCGCGUCACCUCCGGAGGAGGCUGUCGGUAACCGCGUCUUGCAUGCUAGCUCUCCAUCCUUGGAGGGAGCCCAGGCUGCUGCAUCAGGGCUCUCGGAUUGGGAGGGUGUUAUUUCACAAGGUGGUGUCCACAGAUGCUUCCCUAAGAGGGUGGGGAGCGCUGUGCGAGGGCGCAUCAGUGAGAGGGAUCUGGUCCGCAGCUCAGCACCAGCUGCACAUCAACCACUUAGAGCUGUUAGCAGUGUUCUUAGCUCUAAAGCAUUUCCGUCCAGUCCUGCAGGGCCAGCAUGUCUUAGUCAGGACGGACAAUUCAACAGUGGUGUCUUACAUAAACAGGCAGGGAGGAACACGCUCUCUUCCCCUGUUGCAGCUGUCUCGCUCUCUGCUGUUAUGGUGCAGUGUUCAUUUUCUGUCUCUAAGAGCCACCCAUGUCCUGGGCCACCUGAACCUGGGGCCGGACCUUCUCUCCAGGGGGGGUCCUCUGGUGAGAGAAUGGAGGUUACACCCUUUAAUAGUGGCUCAGAUGUGGGAUCUAUUUGGCAAGGCGCAAUUAGAUCUUUUUGCUUCCAGGGUAAAUACUCACUGCCCCCUGUACUUCUCCAUAAUCGACCACAAUGCACCCUUGGGCUUGGACGCGCUAGCGCACCAAUGGCCAGACGUGCUCCUGUAUGCAUUUCCCCCAGUGGAAAUGAUAUCUCCAGUUCUAGAGAGGGUGCGUCGGCAUUCCCUCUCUCUGAUCCUGGUGGCCCCUUGGUGGCCCGCGAGGUCGUGGUAUGCAGAGAUAAUCAGCCUGCUAGCAGCGAGUCCUUGGCAGCUUCCUCUCCGCAGGGAUCUCCUCUCUCAGGCGGGAGGAGAAGUGUUUCAUCCGCGCCCAGAGUUAAACUUGGCUGCUAAGGGUUUGCCACCUAGUGUGAUAGCGACAAUUCAGAGCGCUAGAGCCUCAUCUACUAGAGGCUUGUACGCUUACAAAUGGCGAGCCUUCGAGCAAUGGUGCCAGGACCGCCACACUCUCCCAUUUCAGUGCUCUAUUGUGGAUGUUUUGACAUUCCUGCAGGAGCUGCUGGAUAAGGGCCUUUCAUUUUCGACAAUUAAGGUUUAUUUAGCAGCUAUAUCUGCUUGUCAUAUUGGCUUUGACGGGGUGACACCAGGUGCACAUCCCCUCGCCAUACGUUUUCUGAAAGGGGUUCGCCAGCUGAGGCCCAUGCUUAAGUCCAGUGUCCCUGCUUGGGACUUGUCUUUGGUGCUGGAGGCCCUUUGUAGCCCCCCGUUUGAACCCAUUGAGUCUGUGGAUAUGAAAUUUCUUUCAUAUAAGACCGCAUUACUUCUCACUUUGGCUUCAGCAAAGCGAGUGGGUGACCUUCAUGCGCUGUCUGUGCAUCCCUCCUGCACACAGUUCUCUCCUGGUGGCCACAAGGUCGUAUUGCGUCCAAAUGCUGCCUAUUUUCCCAAGGUCAUGCCUGCAUCUUAUAGCUCAAUGGAGUUUGAGUUGCUGAGCUUUUGCUCCCCUCCUUUUGAAUCUGAGGAGCAGAGGAGGAUGCAUUCUCUUUGUCCAGUACGUGUGCUACGCACCUACAUUGAGCGCACUCAGAAUGUGCGUUUAUGUGACCAGCUGUUUGUCUGCUUCGCUAAUCCAAAUAGAGGUAGAGCUCUGUCCAAACAGAGGCUGUCCCACUGGAUUAUAGAAGCUGUCUCACUGGCAUACGGCACCAGAGGUCUUGCGUUGCCCCACGGGGUGAGAGCUCAUUCCACCAGGGGGAUGGCAACCUCAUGGGCUCUUUUUAGAGGGGUGCCUGUAGCUGAUAUUUGUGCAGCAGCUAGUUGGGCAUCGCCGCACACUUUUGUGCGGUUUUAUCGGUUGGACGUUACAGCCCCUUCGGUGGCUCAUGCUGUCCUUUCUGCUGGGUCUACCACUCACUAA